AUGCCAUCAAAAAAAAUAACUCAUCUCAAAGUUUUUCAUCGAUUACAGCGAGAAGAAGAAGAAGCUCUCCUUCCACCAUUCUUCCAUAUUCCCAUGACAAAGGACAAUGCGAUAAAUUUGCUUCAAGCAGUUAACGCGUCUUUUAAUCCCACAGCAUUGUUUUAUUUUUGUAUCUCCUCUGACUGUAAUAAUGAUAAAAAAAUCAAUCUACAGCGACUUGUUCUUCAACCAUCAACCCUCGAUGCUAGAAAUAAAAACUUUGUGCCUUUAACUUGUCGUGUUCAAACAAAUCAACUGGAACAUGCUAAUACACAAUUUAACUGCGUAAUUUUGUCAACCAUUACAAAUUAUCUCACUCUGUUGUUGUUCGUUUGUAAAGCACCUGAAAUUACAGCUUUUAGCAGAAGGAAGCUUCAUACCGGAACAAAAUAA
Molecule: messenger RNA, 432 nt
Organism: Clunio marinus
Lineage: Eukaryota; Metazoa; Arthropoda; Insecta; Diptera; Chironomidae
Source: the annotation of a GenBank genome assembly